Molecule: messenger RNA, 1497 nt
Organism: Trichoderma reesei QM6a
Lineage: Eukaryota; Fungi; Ascomycota; Sordariomycetes; Hypocreales; Hypocreaceae
Exons: 2
Coding region: 1-1497 (498 amino acids)
Biological process (GO): regulation of DNA-templated transcription
Cellular component (GO): nucleus
Molecular function (GO): zinc ion binding; DNA-binding transcription factor activity, RNA polymerase II-specific
Source: RefSeq, a predicted model, not a curated record
AUGGCAGAGGAUCGACAUCGCCAGGAGUAUCCUCAGCAACAACGGCCCGAGGAUAUCAAGCAGCACCAACCUCUGCCCCCGUACUACCACCACGUCCCUCCUCGGGACGCACCCCCUGCGGAUACCGAAAGCAGUGCCCAUUCUCGAAGCACCAUGGCAACCUCAGUCACAUUGCCGUCCAUCCACGACUCCCGGCCCAGCGGCUACGGGCCUCCUCUUCCAGCUGGCCGAGGCUACGUGAGCGACCCGCGAUAUGCGUCUCCGAAUGCCGUCAAUGGCUAUCCACCACCCGGAAGCCAGCAGCAGCCGGCCGCAUACCUCCCUCCUCUGCAGCCUCAGUCAGACCCUCGGCCUGCAUACCCUCCACCCGAGCCGCGAGGUGCAUAUUACGACGACCGCCGUCCUCCUCCGCAUCCGGCCUAUCAUGACCAGUACUCCGCAGACUAUUACUACCGUGGACUCCCACAAGCCCACCACAACGGCUAUGCUCACGAUUACGCGCGCCCUCCUCCCGGCUACGCACAAGACUAUGGUCAGCCGGGUAUGGACCGCCCUCGAGAAGCUCCUAGGCAGCGGACCUCCAUUGCCUGCAGGUAUUGCAGAAAACGAAAGAUUCGCUGCAGCGGCCACCAGAAUGCCCCUGGCGGCAAGUGUCAGAACUGCGCCCGUAUGAACCAGGAAUGCAUCUUCCAGCCCGUGAGCUCGUCAAGCUCCACGGCCUUUAUCCCUGUCUCGGCCGUCCCCGGAGGCGUGCCGCCCGGGACGCAGUUAUUCGGAGCCUACGGCCAGCCUCUCGCCCCGAGCACCGUGCCUCACCCUCAUCCUCACCCUCACCCUCACCCGCAUCACCCGCAACACCACCCGCAACAUCCGUCUCACGCCUAUCCUCCGCCGGCAGGUCCGCCCCACCACCCGCCCGGGCCUUAUUACCACCCGCCGGCCCAGUCACCCACCGAUUCAUAUUCCUCUUACGGGGACCUGAGGGGAGACCCGAGAGGAGAUAUGAGGGGGGACCUGCGGGGGGAACCCAGAGGGGAGCUCAGGGCAGAUGACCAGAAGGUAGGGCGCAGACGUCGCAGGUCGUCGCAAGAUCUGGAUGACGCAUAUAGGCUGCCUCCUCCUCGAGCUGGCGGGAUGGACGACGAUCACCGGCGAAGAUCGCCCGCCGAGCUUUCCAACAAUAGCAGCCCCAGCAGCUUAAGCUACUCGCGUUACUCGGGAGCUGCCAGACACAGCCCCCGAAACCCAGCUCUACCGCACCCCUCCAGUGUCGGCACUGCUGAUGGGCGCUCCCCCAUCACGCAGCAAAAUGGAUCAAGCGGAUCAUCGACUCCGGCGCGAUCGGGCCCUCAGACCAGCCAGUCGCAGCAGUCAAGCUCCAUCAUGAGUCUCAGCAACCUCGUGGACAAGAACGACAUCGACAAGACGAUGAUUGAGCGCCUCAACCGACCUCGAGACACUAAUUCUGGCCAGAGCCAGAGAGAGGCCUCUCGCUAA